Molecule: messenger RNA, 4209 nt
Organism: Gallus gallus (chicken)
Lineage: Eukaryota; Metazoa; Chordata; Aves; Galliformes; Phasianidae
Gene: CAND1
Product: cullin associated and neddylation dissociated 1
Exons: 15
Coding region: 186-3878 (1230 amino acids)
Biological process (GO): protein ubiquitination; SCF complex assembly
Cellular component (GO): nucleus
Source: RefSeq, a predicted model, not a curated record
GCCCCCGUGCAGCCGCAGCGCAGGAGGCGGCGGAGCCCGUCCGCCUCCCCCCGUCCCGCGCAGGCCGCGGCUCCCCGCCGAGCGCCGUCCCCAGCAGCGGGCGAAGCGGAGCCGGCGAGGCCGGCAGGACGCCGCCCUCUCCUCCUUCUCUCCUUCUCCUCCUCCCGCAGGCCGCCGGCGUCAACAUGGCGAGCGCCUCGUACCACAUCUCCAACCUGCUGGAGAAGAUGACGUCCAGCGACAAGGACUUCAGGUUUAUGGCUACUAAUGACUUGAUGACAGAACUACAGAAAGAUUCUAUCAAGCUGGAUGACGACAGUGAAAGAAAGGUGGUGAAGAUGAUUUUGAAAUUACUGGAAGAUAAAAAUGGUGAGGUGCAAAACUUAGCUGUCAAAUGCCUUGGUCCUUUGGUGAGCAAAGUGAAGGAGUAUCAAGUGGAGACCAUUGUAGAUACACUCUGUACAAACAUGCUUUCAGAUAAAGAACAGUUACGUGACAUUUCAAGCAUUGGCCUUAAAACUGUGAUUGGAGAACUCCCCCCAGCUUCCAGUGGUUCUGCAUUAGCAGCUAACGUUUGCAAAAAGAUCACAGGGCGUCUCACUAGUGCUAUAGCCAAGCAGGAAGAUGUGUCUGUUCAAUUGGAGGCACUAGAUAUCAUGGCUGAUAUGCUGAGCAGGCAAGGAGGACUGCUUGUUAACUUCCAUCCUUCAAUUCUGACCUGUCUGCUCCCCCAGCUGACUAGCCCCAGACUUGCUGUGAGGAAAAGAACCAUCAUUGCUCUUGGUCACCUGGUUAUGAGUUGUGGCAAUAUGGUUUUUGUUGACCUCAUUGAACAUCUGUUGACAGAGCUGUCUAAAAAUGAUUCCAUGUCAACAACUAGGACCUAUAUACAGUGUAUUGCUGCUAUCAGUAGGCAAGCAGGUCAUAGAAUAGGUGAAUAUCUUGAGAAAAUAAUUCCUUUGGUUGUGAAGUUUUGUAAUGUAGACGAUGAUGAACUACGGGAGUAUUGCAUUCAAGCAUUUGAAUCCUUUGUUAGGAGAUGUCCUAAAGAAGUUUAUCCUCAUGUAUCUACUAUUAUAAAUAUUUGUCUUAAAUAUCUUACCUAUGAUCCAAAUUACAAUUAUGAUGAUGAAGAUGAAGAUGAAAAUGCUAUGGAUGCUGAUGGUGGUGAUGAUGAUGAUCAAGGGAGCGAUGAUGAAUAUAGUGAUGAUGAUGACAUGAGCUGGAAAGUAAGGCGUGCAGCUGCUAAAUGUCUGGAUGCUGUUGUUAGCACACGACACGAAAUGCUUCCAGAAUUCUACAAAACUGUAUCUCCUGCUUUAAUAGCCAGAUUCAAAGAACGUGAAGAAAAUGUUAAAGCAGAUGUUUUUCACGCUUAUCUUUCUCUUUUAAAACAAACUCGACCUGUGCAAAGUUGGCUUUGUGAUCCUGAUGCAAUGGAACAAGGAGAGACACCUUUGACAAUGCUUCAGAGUCAGGUUCCCAACAUAGUUAAAGCCUUGCACAAACAAAUGAAGGAGAAAAGUGUGAAGACUCGUCAGUGUUGCUUUAAUAUGCUGACCGAGCUAGUAAAUGUAUUACCUGGAGCCCUAACACAACAUGUUCCUGUUCUUGUACCAGGAAUAAUUUUUUCACUGAAUGACAAAUCAAGUUCUUCUAAUCUGAAGAUAGAUGCUUUGUCCUGUUUGUAUGUGAUCCUCUGCAAUCAUUCUCCCCAAGUCUUUCAUCCUCAUGUUCAAGCACUGGUGCCUCCAGUUGUAGCUUGUGUUGGAGAUCCAUUUUACAAGAUUACAUCAGAGGCACUUUUGGUUACUCAACAACUAGUGAAAGUCAUUCGUCCUUUAGACCAGCCUUCUUCCUUUGAUGCUACUCCUUACAUCAAAGAUCUCUUUACUUGUACAAUCAAGAGAUUAAAGGCUGCUGACAUUGAUCAGGAGGUGAAAGAAAGGGCAAUAUCUUGCAUGGGUCAAAUCAUUUGUAGCCUUGGUGACAGCUUGGGCACAGACCUGCCUAGUACACUUCAGAUCUUCCUAGAGAGACUGAAGAAUGAAAUCACUCGGUUAACUACAGUGAAGGCCAUGACACUGAUUGCUGGUUCUCCUUUGAAGAUAGAUUUGAGACCAAUCCUGGGGGAAGGAGUUCCUAUUCUUGCUUCUUUUUUGAGAAAGAACCAACGGGCUUUGAAACUGGGCACUCUUUCUGCAUUAGAUAUUUUAAUUAAGAAUUACAGUGACAGCUUGACAGCUGCCAUGAUUGAUGCUGUUCUGGAUGAGCUUCCACCUCUUAUUAGUGAAAGUGAUAUGCACGUAUCACAGAUGGCCAUCAGUUUUCUAACAACACUUGCUAAAGUAUAUCCUUCCUCCUUGUCAAAGAUUAGUGGGUCCAUUCUCAAUGAACUUAUUGGGCUGGUGAGAUCGCCUCUACUUCAGGGCGGAGCACUUAGUGCCAUGCUAGAAUUUUUCCAAGCUUUGGUUGUGACUGGUACAAAUAAUCUAGGCUAUAUGGAUUUACUGCGCAUGUUGACGGGUCCAGUGUACUCCCAGAGCACAGCACUUACUCACAAGCAGUCUUAUUAUUCCAUUGCCAAAUGUGUGGCUGCCCUUACUCGAGCGUGCCCUAAGGAGGGACCAGCUGUGGUAGGUCAGUUCAUUCAAGAUGUCAAGAACUCAAGGUCCACGGAUUCCAUUCGGCUUUUGGCUUUGCUUUCACUUGGGGAAGUUGGGCAUCACAUUGACUUAAGUGGACAAAUUGAGCUGAAGUCUGUAAUAUUAGAAGCAUUCUCUUCUCCUAGUGAAGAAGUCAAAUCAGCAGCAUCUUACGCAUUAGGCAGUAUUAGUGUUGGCAAUCUUCCUGAGUAUCUGCCUUUUGUCUUACAAGAAAUAACCAGCCAGCCUAAGAGGCAAUACCUUCUUCUUCAUUCCUUGAAAGAAAUAAUUAGCUCUGCAUCAGUGAUUGGUCUCAAACCAUAUGUUGAGAACAUCUGGGCCUUACUCUUGAAACACUGCGAAUGUGCAGAAGAGGGUACAAGGAAUGUUGUUGCUGAAUGCUUGGGCAAGCUUACUUUAAUAGACCCAGAGACUCUGCUUCCACGACUCAAGGGAUACUUGGCAUCAGGAUCCUCAUAUGCUCGAAGUUCUGUGGUGACUGCUGUUAAGUUCACUAUUUCUGAUCAUCCACAACCCAUAGACCCACUCUUGAAGAACUGCAUAGGUGACUUUUUGAAAACAUUGGAAGACCCGGAUCUCAAUGUCAGGAGAGUAGCCCUAGUGACAUUUAACUCCGCUGCUCACAAUAAACCAUCAUUAAUAAGGGACCUCUUAGAUACUGUGCUUCCUCAUCUUUACAAUGAAACAAAAGUCAGAAAGGAAUUAAUCAGAGAGGUGGAAAUGGGACCAUUUAAGCACACAGUUGAUGAUGGGUUGGACAUUAGGAAAGCUGCUUUUGAGUGCAUGUAUACUCUUUUGGAUAGCUGUUUGGAUAGACUAGAUAUAUUUGAAUUCCUAAACCACGUUGAAGAUGGCUUGAAGGAUCACUAUGACAUUAAGAUGCUAACCUUUUUAAUGUUGGUGAGACUGUCUACCCUUUGUCCAAGUGCAGUGCUGCAGAGAUUGGAUAGGCUUGUUGAACCUUUGCGCGCUACAUGUACAACUAAGGUAAAGGCAAAUUCAGUGAAACAGGAGUUUGAAAAGCAAGAUGAACUGAAACGAUCUGCGAUGAGGGCAGUAGCAGCACUUCUAACCAUUCCAGAAGCAGAGAAGAGUCCAUUAAUGAGUGAAUUCCAGUCACAGAUAAGCUCUAACACUGAGCUGGCAACCAUCUUUGAAAGUAUCCAAAAAGAUUCAUCAUCCACUAACUUGGAAUCUAUGGACACUAGUUAAAUGUUUGCCCAAAAUGGGGACCAUUAUGUUGAACCAUAAGAUGCACUGAAUUGACAGGUUAUGAGUAAGAAACAGAAAAAAAUAUCUAAUCUACACAUUGUUCCACUUUAUCUACCUUUAUGGAGACAGUUGGCUUUUCCCAUUGUUGCUUUUCUAGCAUCUAUUCCAGAAAUGUAUUUCCAUAAUCCAGAGUUUGUUAACCACUCUUGUUUUAGUGGAUUUGGCCACAUUCGGGAAUUAAGAAGUUGACGCAUGGUGUAUGGAAGUAGGUUCCAACAUCCAUUUUCCCUGUAACAUUUAGGAUUAAAAUGUUAAAAUUUUGUGACCAUGA